Messenger RNA from Daucus carota subsp. sativus, 645 nucleotides. RefSeq names its product protein SODIUM POTASSIUM ROOT DEFECTIVE 2. Gene Ontology annotation, molecular function: metal ion binding. The transcript is spliced from 3 exons. The coding region runs from base 59 to 496 and encodes 145 amino acids. NCBI's taxonomy places the organism in Eukaryota, Viridiplantae, Streptophyta, Magnoliopsida, Apiales, Apiaceae. The record is from RefSeq and is a predicted model, not a curated record.
AUUUGUUGAUCGUUGUAAAGUUAGCAUGUUGUUUUUGUGGUGAGAGUAAUUUGAAGUCAUGGGGAAGCUGCGGUUUGGAAAAAUGUUAGAUAGGUUGUGUUUGUCUUCUUCUUAUGGUACAAGCUGCUGUAUAUGUAUCAAUGGGUAUGGAUCAAGUUUUGAUGGUGUGGAUGACCUAGAGAAGGAGCCAUUGGUUGGAACUGAAGGUGGUGAAUUGGUCAGGCUCAAGGAUUUUGUUGAGGAACCCAAGUCUUUGGCUCUUCAGUUAAAACCAAAGAUAGUUGUGCUAAGAGUAUCCAUGCACUGCAACGGUUGUGCAAGAAAGGUUGAGAAACACAUCUCAAAGAUGGACGGAGUGACAUCCUACCAAAUAGACCUGGAAACAAAAAUGGUGGUGAUAAUGGGAGAUAUUGUACCUUUUGAAGUGGUGGAGAGCAUUGCUAAAGUAAAAAAUGCAGAGUUUUGGCAAUCUCCUUCAGUUGAUCACAAGACAUAAUCAACCUCAUAGUUAUUGUUUAAACAUUCUAGUUUAAGCACCACAUGAGACUAACUGCCUUCAUAAUCUUGCUCAAUAAUUAUUGCAAGCAAAUAAUAGUUUACUACUAGAUAAUUACAAGCUAUAUUUAAAGUGUCGCAUAUGUACAA